Messenger RNA from Dibothriocephalus latus, 336 nucleotides. Lineage: Eukaryota; Metazoa; Platyhelminthes; Cestoda; Diphyllobothriidea; Diphyllobothriidae. The record is from the annotation of a GenBank genome assembly.
AUGGAAACUCGUUUUCGUAGCCCCGGUGUGCCCAGAAAGACGGUUUGCGUCGAGGAAACCGCAGCAACAUUAGCAAAAAAAUCGAAAAGGUCCAAAUCGAGCGAAACCACACCUCGGAUGCAGGAUUCUCUCCUAAGGCUUGAAAAAAGGGACAAAGAAAACAUGGAGGAUCCAAUAGCCGAUUUGAAUAAGCGCUGGUCCAUUAUAGCUAAAACUCAAGAAUCGAUGUCUAAGCAGGAAAUUCUCAACAGUUAUCGGCUGCUGAUGAACGACCACCUAAGGCUUGAACGUUUUUUGUCAAUAGUUACGAAGGAUAACGAAAUGGUAUGUAAUUAA